AUGUCUUCCGAACCUAAGCCUAUCAUCAUCAUUGGUGCUGGCCUUGUUGGGUUAACUCUGGCACAAGCCUUGAAGAAAUCCGGCCACUCAUUCCAGAUCUAUGAUAGAGAUGAAACCCUUGACGAGAGGCCUGCAGGAUGGGGAAUCACGAUGCACUGGGCAUUGCCUGCAUUGGCUGCUUGCCUCCCAGCUGAAGUUUUUGAUAUGAUACCGUCUAUUCAAGUUGACCCUGUUGAGGGAGGCAAAGACCAUGACAGCUACCGAUUCCUCGACUUAUCAACGGGUGUGGACAAAUACAACAUCAAAGCUUCUCUGCACUAUCGUCUCAAUCGAAAGAAGUUUCGUCAACUGCUCAGCACCGACAUUAACGUCAACUGGGGCAAGCGAUUCACCGAAUACCAAGUUAACGACGACGGUGUUACUGUAUGUUUCGCUGACGGGACAAAAGUACAAGGCUCGAUGCUCCUCGCCGUAGAUGGCAAGAAUAGCCGCAUCAAGAAGGCGUUACUGGGUGAUGAAAAGUCGCAGCUUUACCCGCUUCCUGUGGCAUUCAUGGGAUUGACCUUGCGCCUCUCGCCCGAAAGAAUGCAGCCCUUCCGCGAUAUCCACCCGAUUCUUUGGCAAGGGACGCAUCCAGCUUCAGGCUACUAUGUAUUUUUCUCGAUGCUAUCAACGCCUCAGAGCAAUGGAAGUGCCGGGUCGGAUGGUGAAUAUUAUGAAGGCCAGUUCAAUAUGAGUUGGCUGGUGGAACGCAACGGAGAAUUACCAAAGACAAAGGCGGAGCAGCUGGCCAAGAUGAAGAGCGCUGUGACGGCUGAUACAGGGUUCUUCCCAAGUCUGAGAGAUGCCAUACUUGCUAUCCCCGAUGACGCUCCGCUGUUGGAGAUUAAGUUGGAGGAUUGGCCGGCUCAACAAUGGCCUACCCUAGGUGGCAGGGUUUCUUUGCUGGGGGACGCCGCUCAUACUAUGACAAUGUAUCGUGGAGAGGCCGCCAAUCAUGGAAUCUACGAUGCCGUUACUCUUGUGCAUGAGCUCAAUUGCUGGAGGGACGGCACGAAAACUUUAAAGCAGGCUGUAGAGGAUUAUCAGACCGAGGUGACUAGCAGGACCUACGACGCCGUCCUCCUGAGCCGUUCAGCUUGCCUAGAAUGCCAUAACCUUGGCACUCUCGGGCCAAACAGUUCAGUCUUUCAGGUAUCGGGUUUCAACGCAAAGGUCACGGAAGAGAGGCGUGUUUACGAUCUUGCCAAUCAGUCCAUAGUUAGGGCUGCCGGCGUGGUCACCGUUUCACAGGCUUGA
This is a messenger RNA of Fusarium musae, 1299 nucleotides long. RefSeq lists its product as uncharacterized. Lineage: Eukaryota; Fungi; Ascomycota; Sordariomycetes; Hypocreales; Nectriaceae. The coding region runs from base 1 to 1299 and encodes 432 amino acids. The record is from RefSeq and is a predicted model, not a curated record. The transcript is spliced from 3 exons. Gene Ontology annotation, molecular function: FAD binding.